AUGAUUUAUGAGUACCUUUUUAUAAUAUAUAUAAUAUUUGUGCAUGCGGCAAGCUGCGUGUAUAAAAUAAAACAGUCAGGUGAUAUAUUAUUGACUAAUCAACAGAAUAGUUUAGUGAAUGUGAAGGUAGUUGGUAAAGACAAUUCAUUUAAUUUAGAAUUAAAUAAUUUGAUAAAAUUUCCAACAAAUUGUAUUCCAUUUAGUACUAUAGAUUAUAAUUAUAAGAAAGGAAAGAAGCAUCCUAUAUAUUAUAUAAAACAUGAAUUUAAGAAUUUAAUUUUUUUAUAUAAGAACAAUGUUAAUGUUAUGCAAAUAAUAUUUCCUGAUAGAUUAUAUAUGGUUGGUAUAGGAGUUAAUAAUGGUUUGAUAUUAACAUUAACAGAUGUAGAUAUUUAUAGAAUCGAUACUAAAAAAAAGAAAGUUUUAUUAUCAGCAAUAGAACCUGGAAAAUAUGGACAUAUAUUAAAUAAUAGAGAAUUAUUUUAUACAGGUAUUAUUUCAGAUAGUGUUUUAAAUAAAUUUUUUAUUACAGCUGCUAUAAGAAAUAAUUAUUAUAUAUUGCAUAUACAAUAUAAUGAAGAAAAUGAAACCAUACAAAUCAUAAAUGUUAUUGAUAGAGUUAAUGGUCAAGCUUUAAGAGUAUUAAACGAUAUAAGUGUUGUUGAGGAUGUAUUAUAUAUAACAGAAAAUGCUGAGAAUAUUGUAAAGAUAAAUAUUAAUAGAGAAAAAAAUACAUUUCAAGAAAAAAAUAUAUACACAUUUAAUAAUAAUGAUAAAAUUAUAGGAAUAAGUACAAGCAGACACACUGUUUAUAAUAAUAAUAAUAAUAAUGAUGAUGAUAAUAAAAAUAAACAGGGUGAUAAUACAAAUGAAGUAAACACAUCGACAACUAUCGAUUAUGUUUUAGUAAAUACAAAAAAAAUGUUUAAAGAAAAACCGUCCUCUGAAGGUUGUUUAUAUUUAUUAAAGAUAACAAAUGAUUCUGUUGAGAAGUAUACUAUUAUUGAUCUCUUUAGUAAAGAUAUUAAUCCGUUUUAUUUCUCUGUUUAUGAUGCACAUAUUUCUAUUGAUGAUGAUUAUAAGAAGAGUGGCAUUGUAGAAGCCUUACAUAAACAGAAGAGAAAAUUUUUAAAUUUUGAUAUCCCAAGUGAAGAAAGUGAAACAAGUGAAACAAGUAAUAAUAACAACAAUAAUAAUAAUAAUAAAAAUAAUAACCAUGUUGUUAAAAUUGUUUGGACAAACUACUAUAACUGUAAUAUCAAUAAAGGUAUGGUUGAUUUACGUCAUAUUAAGAUUGAUGAUGAAAGUGAAGAAAAGAAAUUACCUUUUAUUAAUAUUACGAAUCAAUAUAGCUUAGCUCCACAUAUUAGUGCUUCUAGUUAUUGCUCAAGAAAAGAAAAAAUAUUUAAUGAUAUAUGUUAUUAUGAUAGCAGAAAUAAUUAUGUUAGUUUAUUAAAUAGAUCAGAAGAAUAUAAUUUGAAAUAUCAAGGAAAUUUUCUUUUUGACGGUUAUAAAAAUUAUUUAGGUUUUGAUUAUAAAUCAUUUAAAGAUACACAUUUUAUAACAUAUCCUAUAAAUAAUAUGUUAUAUGUUUAUUUACCUAAAGGAUUUGUAACUAUAAACAUACCACAACCAUAUGGUAUAUCUAUAGAUUCAAAAAAUAGUUCUAAUAAUAAUGUAAUUGUAUAUAUAACAGGAAAUGAUGAUAAUUAUAAUUAUAUUAAUAAAUGUGUUAUUAAAAAAAGUGAAAAGGAAUAUGAUUGUUAUGUUGUAAAUAAAAAGAAAAAAGAAGGAAAUGAACUCUUUCAAUAUAUUUCUUAUAUAUCUUAUGGUGAUCAUGAAGAAAAAUUAUCUACCUAUAUAUAUGUAACAAAUAAUAAAAAAUCUAUAUAUAAAUUAACAAAACAAGAAAAUAAAUGGAAUUUAGAAAAGUGGUUUAAUCUAGAUAAUACAUCUAUAAGAAUAGGACCAAUUGCAACAUCAUUAAAUUAUUUCUAUGUACAAAAAAAUGUAUUAGAUGAUCUAAUAAAAAAAUAUCCUGAUUCAACAUUAUUGUCCAAAUUUAAAAAUGUUAAUGACCAAGAUCUACAUAUAACAGAAGAUGGAUAUAUUUUCAUGACCUUAUUCCAUACAGUUAUAUUCUCUUCAAAUAAUGAUGCAUAUGGAAAUGACAGUGGAUCAACCAUACAUUUUUACACAUCUAUCUUGAAAGAAAAAUUCUAUCAGUCCUUUGGUGUAGAUAGUAUAAUUUACAACAUAGAAAAUGAUUCAAAGUUUAGUUAUUAUUUAAGUUAA
Molecule: messenger RNA, 2295 nt
Organism: Plasmodium gaboni
Lineage: Eukaryota; Apicomplexa; Aconoidasida; Haemosporida; Plasmodiidae
Product: translocon component PTEX88
Exons: 1
Coding region: 1-2295 (764 amino acids)
Source: RefSeq, a predicted model, not a curated record